AAAAAGGUAAACAGAAAGUCAUUUAGGAAAGAGAGAGAGAGAAAGACAAAUAGAAGAAGUUGAAGUUGCAGAGACGCGUUUGUCUGAGAAAGAAUUGGAAGGUUGCUAAUUAUGAGAUAUAUAUAAAAAUUGUGGCGGUAGUGAAACAGAGAAGAAAGAGAUAACAAUAUCGAGUUACAAUGAGUACCGAAAAGAUUCCUUCGCAAGCUUCUGUUUCUUCGUCUUCUUCGUCCACUACUUCCAGUAACUAUGAGGUGAGCAAGGGAUUCAAUGGCCUCGACAAGGUUAUUCUUCGCGAUGCUCGUGGAAGCUCUGCCGAGAGUCGUUUUGGAUUUGCCAAGUCGGUUUUUGUCGCCAUUGUCGGUUGGGGAGUGCUGAUCUCUAUAGCUUUUACUGGAUCGCCAGCUUCUGCUUCUUCGUCUUCUUCUUCCACUACUUCCAGUAGCUACGAGGUGAGGAAGGGAUUCAAUGGCCUCGACAAGGUUAUUCUUCGCCAUGCUCGUGGAAGCUCUGCCGAGGUGUACUUGUACGGUGGUCAAGUGACUUCUUGGAAGAAUGACCAAGCCGAGGAAUUGCUUUUUCUCAGCAGCAAGGCUAUAUUUAAGCCUCCAAAGGCAAUUCGUGGAGGGAUUCCACUAUGUUUUCCUCAAUUUUCAAACCUUGGUCCUCUUGAUUCACAUGGAUUUGCUCGAAACCGGUUCUGGACCAUUGAUGAUAAUCCUCCACCAUUUCCAACAAAUACUUCGAGCAAAGCCUUUGUUGAUUUGAUUCUUAAACCCUCCGGGGACGACAUCAAGAUUUGGCCUCACAGUUUCGAGUUUCGUCUUAGAGUAGCUCUUGGACAUGGAGGAGAGCUAAUGUUGACAUCUCGAAUCAGGAACACUAACAAUGAUGGGAAGCCAUUUUCAUUCACAUUUGCUUAUCAUACAUAUUUCUCUGUGUCAGACAUAAGUGAGGUACGGGUGGAGGGGUUAGAGACGUUGGAUUAUCUUGACAACUUGCAGAAAAGGAAACGCUUUACUGAACAAGGGGAUGCUUUAACAUUUGAAUCAGAAGUUGACAGGAUAUAUCUCAGCACUCCUACAAAGAUUGCAAUUCUUGAUCAUGAGAAGAAGAGGACAUUUGUAUUACGUAAAGAUGGGCUUGCUGAUUCUGUGGUGUGGAAUCCUUGGGAUAAGAAAGCAAAGUCUAUGCCUGAUUUCGGUGAUGAUGAGUAUAAGCAUAUGCUUUGUGUAGAGGCUGCUGCUAUUGAAAAGCCUAUUACUUUGAAACCUGGCGAGGAAUGGAAGGGAAGACUCGAACUUUCAACUGUUCCUUCUAGUUAUCGUAGUGGACAGCUUGAUCCCCGAAAAGUUAUUCAUGGAAGCUGAAAAGUCAUUAUUGCGUUUUAUGUCCUGACAGGUGACUUGUUGCCAUAGCGAUGAACGACGAAAGGAAAGUUUCUCCGAGCAAUUUUCCCCCUUCUUGUUGGAAGAAUGAACUCAUGUAUGGAGUUUUGCUAAAUAAUAUGUUUUAACGGAAGACUAGUUCUGUCAUAAUUGACGUGCAAGUGGAAGAGUCCAUAGUUGUUUAUCCAAAACCAAAAUUACAACCCCAAUUUUAAUAGAUUUUCAUGUUGGGUUGAAUGGCCCAGACCAGUGAAAUUACUUUUAACAGGGUCAUUUUACAACGCUACAAGUUGAACUGUAUGUCAUACGUUGCCGCAAUCUACAUAUUCAACUAAUAAAGUAAGAUGUUCAUUAAA
Molecule: messenger RNA, 1744 nt
Organism: Vigna angularis (adzuki bean)
Lineage: Eukaryota; Viridiplantae; Streptophyta; Magnoliopsida; Fabales; Fabaceae
Product: putative glucose-6-phosphate 1-epimerase
Exons: 10
Coding region: 180-1370 (396 amino acids)
Biological process (GO): carbohydrate metabolic process
Molecular function (GO): isomerase activity; carbohydrate binding
Source: RefSeq, a predicted model, not a curated record